AUGUCUACCUUUGCAAAAGGGAAGUUGAAAGCAGCGCGAGAAGCAAUUGGAAAGAAGGACUACGAAAAAGCCAGAGAUACAUCUACGGAAGUGCUGGAAUACGAGCCUGAAAAUUACAAUGCAAACGUCUUCCUUGGAUUAGCCCUCCUAAAUUUGAAACAAAUAGAAUCGAGCGAGCAAGCAUACCAAAAGGCGGCUGCUUCUAGCCCCGACCAGCCAUUGGCGUGGCAGGGCCUUUUACAGCUGUAUGAGCAGGCUGCCAACUGGGUCAAGUAUGCUGAGACUCUCGAGCAUCUAGCGCGUUUAUUCUCCAAGGCUGGUGAUGCAAUAAAAUGUGCUGAGACUUUACAAAAAUUAAUUGACCUGCGCCGAAAUCCGGACAGAAGCACAUCCAUCCAGCUUGCAGAUGCUCUAUCAUUGCUACUUGUUGAUUCAUCGCUGUACGCAGUUCUGUCCACAUUGCCCCUUCCUGAUCCUACCAAUCCAACGUCCACGGCUAUCCGUGCUAUCCAAGUGGCAAUACAUAACACACUGCCCGUGCUAGAGGAGAUCGUCUCUAUCUAUGAGAAACAGGAGUCGGAGACAAUCGACUCGGAAGUGGCCAAGCGGAGGACACGUCUCGGUGCAGCAGGUCCAGAGCAACUACGAAAAGAGGUUGGCAGAGAGAUUUUAGGAGCCUCGAAGCUCCCCAAUCUGUACGAUGAGAUUAUGAGACAUCCCAACACAUCUGACGAGUUGCGUCGGGAGACGGAGGCCAAGCUCUUGCGGCAUAAGCUACAACAUAUGCGUAUCCUGCCCUCUUCACCACAAAAAGCGAAGAUUACAGCCGAAUUGGAAGAUUUGAUUGGUGGUAUGGUGCUGCUUAAAAUCAAAGAUGAACUGGCGUGGACACUCUUCAUUGAGGGGAAAGAUGCUGAGAAAAUUGAGGGCUAUGAUCUGACCAUCUUACGCCAAUUUAUUGAGCUAUUCCCUACUUCGCCGUGGGCGGACCUCCUGGUGGGGUAUUUUGGAUACAUGGACAUACCUCUCAACAACCACAACGACGAAGAAACACAACCACAACGGAAGCAAGACCAGGAUAAUGAUCAUAUCGACACGAUCCUUGACGCCUUCGGCAACCUACAAGACUCCAUCAUCGCUCACAGGAUUGUUGCUGAAUUGUAUGAUAAUGAGGGUGACUUAGAGAAUACGAUCAAGGUAGCAGAAAGCGGGCUCGAACUCGUUCUUCGAGCCGAGCAAAGCAAUGAUAGGCCACUUCCCCUGGUCAGGAAGGCCUUCAACGUCGUCCUGGCUUCUUCUUUAGUUCAUUACUACCCUCCGAAACAUCAUGCCCGUGCACUUGGUAUACUAAAUGAGAUUCUCAGCACUGACCACGACAACGUUCCAUGUCUUAUGGGACGCGGGUAUGUCCUCGAAUUCGCAGAGAAGUGGGCUGAGGCGGGGGAAUUAUUCAAGAAAAUCGCGGCGCUGUUACCAGAUGACUUAGGGGACGGAAUUCGUGCGAAAGAAGAGCAUGCUUGGUGUCUUGUGAAUUGUCAUAAUCUUGACGCGGCUGCCACGGAGCUGCGUGAUGUCAUUUCUACUCUGGACACCCUAGAGGAUAAGAAUGAAGACAGAGCGCGAUGUUGGUGGCGACUUGGAAGGUGCACGUGGGACAUGGGAGACGAUCGCCGCGAAGAGGCCUACCAUCACUUCAUUACAGCGUUGAAACGAUCUCCAACGUUCGCGCCAGCGUUCACCGCGCUUGGGAUUUAUUAUUCUGAAUUCCAGUCCCCACCUGAUCCGAACCGAGCAUCUAAAUGUUUCCAGAAAGCAUUUGAACUCGAUCCUCGCGAAACAAAUGCUGCACGUAGGCUGGCAGAAGGGUUUGCCGAGGAACGUGAGUGGGAUCUUGUCGAGGUGGUUGCCCGGCGAACAAUCGACGGCGAAGGCGGUCUGGAAGGUGGAACAGUUACAGCUCGGUAUUUGCCUAUCAACGCUUGGGCUUGGAAGGCUGUAGGUGUGGUUGAACUUAACCGCCAAAAUUACUCUCCCGCUAUUCAGGCAUUGCAGAUUGCGCUCCGGACGGAUGGGGAAGACCAAUUAUCCUGGUUACGCUUGGGAGAAGCUUAUAGCAAAGCGGGACGUUAUGCAGCCGCUCUGAAGGCGCUUGAGCGUGCUCGUGAACUUGAUCCUACCGAUUGGAUAUGCUCUUACUUCAUUGGUGAAGUACAGCGGCAGACGGGAGACUUUGGAGGGGCCAUCAAAGCGUUCGAAUAUAUUCUUCAAAAGCAGCCGUCAGAGCUAGGUGUCCUUGCAUCUCUGAGCCAAGCCUACUUCGACUUGGGUCGUGCCGAAGCUGCUACCGCGUAUUGGGCAAGAGCAGAAAUAUCCUUCGCAUCUUCCAUUCAUACAACACUCCAGCUCGUAGCUGCUAGCCCUGGCUUCCGCCGUGUUGCUUGGAAGACUGCUGCCGAUGCGGUCUUCCAUCUCUCGAAAUUUAACUCAUACAUGGACGAAGACUUCGUGCGAGAUGUGUUAGCACAAAUGGCACCCUUGGUUACUGAGCACCCAAGCCAGACGCUAUCUGGGAUUGUUGCUUCGCCUGUGAGCCUGGAUGAUCCAUCCAGACUGUCUCUGACGGCCCUCGAGAUUGCUCUUGCGGCCUAUGAGUAUCGUAUUUCGCUAGGAUUGUUAGACGACGUCGCAAGUGGAAGCGCUCAUUUUGACCUGGGAUCAGCGUUGUUUGCUUAUUUUCACAAAGUUCAGCUCGACGAAGCGCGAGAACGAGCGCGACAAGAAGCUAUCAACCAGUUUAAAGAAGCGAUAAAGAUGGAGCCUGGUAACGAUCGGUAUUGGCAUGCUCUAGGUAAUGUCACUGCAGAGAGUCAACCCAAAAUCGCUCAGCAUGCAUAUGUCAAGGCUCUCGACAUCAAUUCUAAGAGUACCGUGACAUGGACCGACUUAGGCUUAUUCUACUUGCACUACGGGGAUGGGGAGCUUGCAAACGAAGCGUUCUAUAAGGCUCAAACCCUAGAUCCCGAUUACGCUCUCGCAUGGGUCGGACAAGGGCUUGUCGCUACGCUCAAUGGUCACAGUCCAGAAUCUAGGGCACUCUUCGAACAUGCAGUCGGCUUGUCCGCACCGGUGCCCGAAGCGGAUAUCGAGUUUGCAAAACGUCUCUUCUCUAGGCUGAACAUGGCGGCGCACCCAUCCAGCUCAUCUAUGACGGAUGCGUUCUCCCCCGCUUUCUUUGUCCUUGAUAGGUUCUGCAGGGAACGCCCUCAAGAUGCGUCGGCUUUACACCUUUUCGGGCUUGUGUGUGAACGGAUCGGACACGUUGAGCUCGGCGUAGAGAUGAUCACUCGUGCCAUUACUCUUCUAGAAGCAGCGUAUGAAGAUUCAGAAGAUCCUACAAUUGAGAGACGCUUCACCAUUGCACAUACUAACGUGGCCCGUCUGCGAAUAUCAUUGGGAGACUACGACGGCGCGCUGGAGUCUUAUCAGGCGGUGAUGGGACUACUUCCAGAAGAGCCCGACGACCGUACGUCUAGAAUUCUUUUAACACAGGCCCAAUUUGGCUCGGGGCUGGCCAAUUUCAAACUCGGUCAGCUCGCAGAGGCUCUAUCGUUGUUUGAAGCGGCCAUGGGUACCGCAGCGGAUGACCAAGUUAUGCGGGGUCACGUUGUGAUUCUGCUCGCGCAAGCCCUGUGGGCAAUGGGCACGGAAGAAGGAAGGGAGUCCGCCAAGGCACAGCUGUUGCAAAGCAUCAAUGCCGACUCCGAAAAUCUGAUGGCAAUAAACACCCUAGCGGGUAUGGGUAUCCUAACAGACGAUGAUAGCCUCGUCGACGCCGCUUUGUCCGAGAUCGUCUCACUCCCGCUCGAUCAACGCCUCAGCCGAGAUCCAGAUAGGGAGGUCCCAUAUCUGCUAGUUCAGCAUCACCUCGGACAGGGCAACACGCAGGACGCUUUGGCGGUCGCCCAGAAGGCAGCCGUCGCAGAGCCCUCGCGAUCCGAUAUCAGACAGGAACUGGCGUCGCUGGUGCUCCGGCAGGGUGAAAGCAGCGGGGCACUAGCAGUCCUCGGUGGAUCUGCAGCAGCACGGGAAGACAAUUUGACCCAACUCCGCAAGUCUCUGUACCUGGAAGCAGUCGCGCGGGCGCUCGCUAGUGGGGAUGCUGCAGCACCUGCACAUGAGUCGGUGACGAUGGCACAGAAGGCGGUGGUGUUAUCGCCCUGGGAUCUUCGGGGGUGGCAAGCACUGGCAUUAGCUAGAUCACAAAAUGUAGCAUCAUCAUAA
Fibroporia radiculosa is the source of this 4281-nucleotide messenger RNA. RefSeq lists its product as uncharacterized. The transcript is spliced from 16 exons. The record is from RefSeq and is a predicted model, not a curated record. Gene Ontology annotation, molecular function: protein binding. NCBI's taxonomy places the organism in Eukaryota, Fungi, Basidiomycota, Agaricomycetes, Polyporales, Fibroporiaceae. Gene Ontology annotation, cellular component: Ski complex. Bases 1 to 4281 code for a protein of 1426 amino acids.